UAACCAACUAACUGAAUUAACUGGAUCCAUCCCGUAUUUGUCGUAUAACACCGUACGAUCCUACUGCCACUAUUGCUGCUGCUGCUGCUGCCGAUUAACGCCUAACUAUUUUCCUUUUUAACUUUCCAUCUACUGAACUAUUGCCGUUUAUUCAUUUCAUCUAUUCUAUUUUACCAUUUUUCAUAUCAAUCUAAGCGACAAGCCUUUUCUUAGCUUGAACGCCAAACGCUACCUAGUCUUAGCUAUAUAGCAGCCAAAGUCGCUAGCUUCACUUACUUCAUACACCAAUCUCCACAAGACUAAUCAAGAUGGGCCGUUGGUCACAGUACGACGAAGACGAAGAACGCCUGCCUGAGGGUAUGCAACGUAUUGGCUACGAUGCCGACACCCAGACCUACACGUUCCGCGAUGCCGACGGUACCAUCUGGGAGAGCGCUCCCGGCAACCGGUACGGCCAACUCCACCGUGCCAAUGCAACCAUCCCACCUUACGGAGACGAUACACACGAUGCUACCGACCCCCUACAUUCUACCUCGAACAAACCUAGCACCUCGUGGCGACACGAAAUGAUGCCUCUGCUUAACUGGUUCUUGCUGGUUGGCUUGUUUCUUCUCUUCGUCUUCUGGGUCAUCGGCGGUACUACAUUCACCAAGCGGGUCGACCCGGUCACUUGCAAGGAGGACAGCAGUCCGUACAAGAUCAAGUCAGGCGACAGCUGCUGGGCCAUUGCCGAGGGACAUCAUAUUCCACUUGAGUCUCUUUUGCACGAAAACCAUGGCCUUGACUGCGAUAAGUUGGCUGUUGGUGGCACCAUCUGUAUCCCAAGGGUCUAGAUUGCUCAGCUACACCAAGGGUCGUAGGGUCUUUCCAUCGCUCUAGGGUCCUGAACACAACCGCGACACGCACUCUUGAACUAUGGACCAGGAUCCAAUCGUAUGCGUCCUAAUGUAUGCAAAUGUGUACAAGUAGCUGCGCUAUUCCAACCCAUUCGAAACACACUUCCUAUCACGAAUAUAUUUCGGCCGCUACCUUGAUUGAUCUAUUUAAACGACAGAAUGUGUCACUUUCUAAAUAAUCUGUACAAUCUCCAGCUAUCUAGGCCCUAGACGGUAAUACAAGUAUUGCUCCUAGGGAGCCCUUACCAAUGAAUGAAAU
Molecule: messenger RNA, 1155 nt
Organism: Hypoxylon trugodes
Lineage: Eukaryota; Fungi; Ascomycota; Sordariomycetes; Xylariales; Hypoxylaceae
Product: carbohydrate-binding module family 50 protein
Exons: 1
Coding region: 309-833 (174 amino acids)
Source: RefSeq, a predicted model, not a curated record